Messenger RNA from Spodoptera frugiperda (fall armyworm), 1042 nucleotides. RefSeq lists its product as uncharacterized. The transcript is spliced from 3 exons. The record is from RefSeq and is a predicted model, not a curated record. Bases 152 to 997 code for a protein of 281 amino acids. NCBI's taxonomy places the organism in Eukaryota, Metazoa, Arthropoda, Insecta, Lepidoptera, Noctuidae.
CGCUAAGUAAACGUCUGAUUGUACUCUAUAAAUUAUAAAUGAAUAAAAUGCCUAUUACGUACAUCUAUCUUUCUAUGUACAGUGAAAUACCAUAUCAGUGGAAUAGUAAUGCGCGGGCGCCGACUAUCAGUGACUGUUGACUGCGCGUAACAUGAACGCGCUUUUACCCAAACGAAGGGUAAUUGUGACAAUUGUUUUAGUGACUUUUACACUCGUGUUUACCCACUGUCUUAACAUCAACAAAAUUAAAGAUGAAAAUAUACAUGCCAAAACGAAGGUGCAGUUGACACAAUUGGACAUCGACGCAUUUUUAAACGACGUGAUACGAAUAUCAGCACCCGUCAUCAAUGAAGAAGCUCUAUACUACCUUCACAAACCGAAUGGAGACGCCAUGAAACUCGACAUCAAAUCUCCGAAACUACGAGACAUGAAAUUGGAAAGAGACGUUCACCCAAUUAUAGUACGUUACAUCAAUAAUAUAAAGCCUAUAAUCACACAGGAUGAUAAUUUCGAUAUUUUUUCUGUGUAUUCGAGAGUGCCGCCUAUAGAUUUGUUCGGUAAAAAGGCGGCUGAGUUGGAGUCUAAUGAGUUCAUGAUUGGUCCUUUAGGCGUUGAGGAUCAUGGGAACUGGGUGCUUAGUGUGUAUACUAAGGAUUUUAAUGGGGAGUGGGUUGAAAUGUUUCAAGUUAUCAGCAUUACAAUUACAGAAUACGUGCCACUAUUACCAGCCAAAUCUUACUUAAAUAUUGGUGACACAUUGAACCUUAGCAUAGCAUACCCGAUUCCUUCUUUAACAACGUGUGAGCUAGUCGUACCACGGUCGACAUUCGACAGGUUUUAUAACAGAAAUAAUAUAGAAUUAAAUAACUGCGGUUUCUCAAUACCUAACCUAACAAGUUACGAUGCCGGUACUUGGAGAAUUAUUGCAGUUGGCAACAUUGUCUACGAAGGGGAUGCCAGGUUGGAAAUUAAUAAGGAAAAUGUUACGGUAACGUAAUUUUCUUUUUUGUUAUUUUUUGUAAAUAAAUUUCGUAUUUAUUAA